Messenger RNA from Lytechinus pictus (painted urchin), 1393 nucleotides. Its product is annotated as probable phosphoglycerate kinase. Bases 269 to 1393 code for a protein of 374 amino acids. Gene Ontology annotation, cellular component: cytosol. The record is from RefSeq and is a predicted model, not a curated record. Lineage: Eukaryota; Metazoa; Echinodermata; Echinoidea; Temnopleuroida; Toxopneustidae. Gene Ontology annotation, molecular function: phosphoglycerate kinase activity; ATP binding; ADP binding. Gene Ontology annotation, biological process: glycolytic process; gluconeogenesis. The transcript is spliced from 10 exons.
GAUACGCGUACACGGUACGGUUGGGAGCUGACCUGGGGGAUCCGUCCGGCUGGAGCUGAGUGACUGACCUCUAAAUCGUUAAGCGAGGAUACUGCACUGGCACCGUACCGGUUUUGCACGUAGACAAGCCAUAAUCGCGUGUGUGAUAUUGCAGGUGUAUGUGUCGUGUCGUGGGGACUGGUGGAAUAGUCGAGCCGGAAUUUCGCGGAAUUCGCAUUUGAUUUUGAGUAUUAUACUUGAGAAAUCUUGUGACCACUAUUAGUUAACCAUGCCUUCACUACAAAAGCAAAAACUAGCUCAAACUGAUGUCAGCGGGAAAAGGGUGAUUAUGAGAGUGGAUUUCAAUGUUCCACUGAAGGAUGGCGUUAUUACAAAUAAUCAGAGGAUUGUCGGUGCUCUUCCAAGCAUCCAGCAUGCCUUAGAUCAUGGCGCCAAAUCUGUUGUACUUAUGAGCCAUCUCGGAAGACCUGAUGGACGACGACAGGGCAAGUUCUCUCUCCAGCCAGCUGCGACGGAGCUCCAGAGACUUCUGAAAAGGGAUGUGAAAUUCCUGUCUGAUUGUGUUGGAGUAGAAGUUGAAGCUGCUUGUGCCGAUCCCGCCCCUGGUUCCGUUAUCCUUCUUGAGAAUCUCCGCUUUCACAUUGAAGAAGAGGGUAAAGGUGUCGACGAGUCCGGCAAUAAGGUUAAAGCGAACCCUGAUGCUGUGAAGGUAUUUUGUGAUUCCCUGUCGAAACUUGGAGACGUCUAUGUCAAUGAUGCAUUCGGUACAGCACAUAGAGGUCACAGUUCCAUGGUGGGCGUGAAGCUGAACCCGCGUGCAGCCGGGUUUCUGAUGGAGAAAGAGCUGGCUUACUUUGCUAAGGCACUGGAAACUCCAGCAAGGCCGUUCUUGGCCAUCCUCGGAGGAGCCAAGGUUAAGGAUAAGAUCCAGCUGAUCGAGAAUCUCCUGGACAAAGUAAAUGAGAUGGCCAUCGUUGGUGGAAUGGCAUUCACCUUCCUCAAGGUGCUCAAAGACAUGAAGAUUGGCAACUCUCUAUUUGACGAGGAGGGAUCUAAAAUAAUCAACAGAUUGAUGGAGAAGGCCCAAAAGAAUGGUGUUCAAAUUCAUCUGCCGGUAGACUUUAUUACGGGUAACAAGUUUGCUGAAGACGCUGAAGUGGGAAACGCUAGCAUCUCUUCUGGAAUCCCUGAUGGAUGGAUGGGUCUGGACUGUGGACCAGAGAGUGUGAAAUCCUUUAAUGAGGCAGUUGCCCGGGCCAAGUUGAUCGUUUGGAAUGGACCUGUUGGGGUAUUUGAGUUUGAAAAGUUUAGCACAGGAACCAAAUCCGUAAUGAAUGCUGUAGUGGAGGCCACAAAGAAGGGAACGACAACCAUCAUCGGUAAGUUGAACUGA